CAGAGGAGGAGGGAGAGAGCGUCAAGUUGAGAGACACAAAGAGGGAGAAAUAUGAAGAAAGCGGUGUGAUCAGGAUGAAGUCCUAAAAGUGGAGUUUAUUCCCCUACAAGAACUACAAGACGUACUUUUGAAAUAACCCAAAACUGUUACGCUCCAGCGUCAGAGGAACCUGGUAAAAGUCCGACGUCGCACUUUUGUUGCGCCUGGCGCGCAUCGGUGGCACCGCGCGUAGAAAUCCUGGAUGAGCAAGUGCAUGUCUCAGCACCUGAGGAGAGGUGCAGCAGCACUUUGUCAGCAUCUGCGGGCCUCCGGGCCAAAAACUUUGCUACAGCACAGCGUCUGAUGUCGACACCUCCAGACUGACAAUCACCUGCUGCAAGUCCGGUACAAAUCUAAAGAUCCACUAACGGAGAGAUCCGCGACUGACUGUGUGCUCAAUAUGUUCCAGGGGCAUUUACAGGGGAAAGACUCUAGGGCUGCAGAUAAGACUGUUGCCAUGGUCCUGAAGGAGAUACCAAGUAAGGCGUCAUCAGAAGGGAAGCCCCUCCUCACAGUGACUACCAAGCUGGUGAGUGAGCAACAAGAGAGCCGCCCACUUCUAAGCCCUUCCAUUGAUGAUUUCCUCUGCGAGACUAAGUGUGAUGGGGUUUCCCGCCCAGUGACUUCCAACACAGCUGUUCUGUCUUCAACACUGGACUUACUGGAUCUCAGUGAACCGGGCGAGAGGAGGAACAGCAAGGACAGGAGUCGUCCCCUGUUGUCACGAGGUAACAGCCAGAAGAGCAACUCACACAGGAAGAAAACUGAUGAAACAGAGCUAAUCCAGGUGGAAGUUGAAAAGACGGGAUCAAAUAUGAGAACCCCAGAAAGGGCAUCACUAGACACAGCUAACAUUGGUUCACCGCUGGAUAAAUGGGAAGAGCUGAACCCAAAUCCUGAGAGAAAUGGCAACAGAAAAUGGAAGUUGGAGAGACGACGUUCAUCUAAAAAUUCAUCCAAUGAGUUUCUGUGGUCCAUAGACUGUAAAACCCAGUUAGAGCCAUCAAAUAAGAACUGCUUGGAAGCGAACACCAAAGUCGAGCCAGAGUCUGCCCUGUCAUCUCAACUCAACAGGCAGUAUGUUAGUGGACGAUAUGCUCGUCUAACGAAGGAGCAGCGGUGGGGCAGUGCCCUCCUGUCCAGACAUCAGUCCCUGGAGGAGGAGUUUGAGCGAGCCAAGGCCGCUGUAGAGCAAUUUCCAGUGUUCCCUCGAGCAGACCACCCAACAACCAACUUUUCCAGUGGAACUGCAAAGUUGCAGCAUGUGAAUAAGGAGUCAGAUACUGAGUUCUGGGAUAAGAUGCAGGCGGAGUGGGAAGAGCUCGCUCGGCGAAACUGGCUGACGGAGAAUGAACAGGCGCAGAUUCCCUCAACUGUCUCUCCACAUGAAAAGGGUUACUACUUCCACACAGAUAAUCCUUAUAAGGACUUGCCUAAUGCAUUUGAAGAGGGACUAAAGAAGUCUCGAGAGGGAGACUUGCCAAAUGCAGUGCUCUUGCUGGAAGCAGCUGUCUUGCAGGACCCUAAUGAUUCAGAGGCUUGGCAAGUGUUGGGGACAACCCAGGCUGAAAAUGAGAAUGAGCAGGCAGCAAUUGUCUCCCUCCAGAGGUGUUUGGAGCUCCACCCAAACAACCUCCCAGCUCUCAUGGCUCUGGCAGUGAGCCUGACCAACACCGGUAUGUGCCAUGACGCGUGCGAGGCCCUGCUCGGCUGGCUGCAACACAAUUCAAAGUACAAGCACCUGCUGAAGGGCAAGACCCACUUGAUGGGAUCCCCAAACUCUCAGCGCAGGAUGUCUCAUGCUUCCAACAUGGGCAGACAUGAAAGCUCCCUGCUACCCGAGGUCAAGGAACUCUUCCUGGAAGCAGUUCAGCACAACUCUGAGAGCAUUGACCCAGAUUUACAGACAGGCCUUGGGGUGCUCUACAACCUCAGCGGAGAGUUCAGCAAAGCUGUGGAGGCCUUCAAUACAGCACUGUCAGUGCGGCCCGAGGACUACUUGUUGUGGAACCGCCUGGGGGCAACGCUGGCAAACGGGGACCGGAGUGAGGAGGCAGUGGAGGCUUACACACGAGCACUAGAGCUGCAGCCGGGGUUUAUCAGAUCCAGGUACAACCUGGGCAUCAGCUGCAUUAACCUGGGGGCACACAGAGAGGCGGCAAGUAACUUCCUGACUGCCUUAAGCCUUCAGAGGAAAAGCCGGAGUCGCCAGCAGUCCCACCAGGUGAUGUCUGGAAACAUCUGGGCUGCUCUCAGGAUAGCUUUAUCCAUGAUGGACCAGCCCGAACUCUUCCAGGCUGCAAAUAUUGGUGACCUGGAUCUUCUCAUGAGGGCCUUCAACUUAGACAUUUAAGGAAUGGGAGGCAGUGUUGACAGCAUUGCCCCCUGUCACUUACUCUCAGAUUUCUACCCAACAGCCAAAAGCCCAAAGUGCACACAUCAGACUGGAUUGGAUCUGAUGUUAGUAUGGUUUUUUUGCACAACAGAAUUAACUACACUUGUCAAAGUUAUUAUAUUUUUGCCCAAGUACCUUGGUGCAGUUUUGAGGAGAGGUUCUUCCAAGUGUUUGAAGCGACUGCUUUUGUGAUGGAUUUGCACUGUAAUUUGUGAUUUCCCUGAAGAGCACAAGGACAGGCAAAGAUUGUACGAGCAAUGCCUUAGAGAACACAUCAAUUAAAAACUGACUCAUCCAGUGGAACAGAGCUGGGCCAGGAAAGAUGGGCAGACAGGCAGCUUGAGACGCUCACAGAAGAACAUGCGCACACUGUUUGAAGGUCUGAGGAAGAAAAGGUUUCAUUGUCCAAUUACUUUCAAAGACUCAAGACUAUCUCAGCCUGCUGAAGGAUGGAUUUAGCGAGCAAAUGAAAGACUGCACCAUAUCACCUGGAACUCCAAAUUACGUUCCUGGCUUGUUUUCAUCCUUGUUCAGUGGAGAGUAAUGAUACUGCAUGAAUAAGCAUUUUCAUAAAUGGAUUCUUAACAUACUUUUAGAAUUUUCCCCUUUGCACCUCAGACAAACAUAACUUCCUCAACCCCCAUGGAACAUGCAAGCCGGGUUGUAAAGCCUUACUCAAAUGCAUGCGAACAACAAUAUUUAUUUAUACUGUUUUUAUGGUAACACAAAAGCACUAAGCCAUUUUCUGACUGGUUUCAGUUUAUUUAAAAACUGCCAUCUCCUGAACUUGAAAGCUUUCUGAGCCAUUAUUUUUAUUUUGUUGGCUCCUAGCUUCUCUUUGUUCCCUUUAUGCUGAAUGGUUAGAGGCCUCCACACAGGGUGGAAAACACUGAUGUGUAGGAUCUUUAUUAGUGUGGCAACUCUCUAACCUUCUGAUAUGUUACAGGUCUAAAAAUAUCUCUUUCAUCUGCUGAGAUGACUAUAGAAUAUUUGAUGCAUGUGUCAUUUCGUAAAUUUCCCAACUGUAUUGAUCUUUAAUACAGUAUAAUGACAUUACAGGUAAAAGAUGUGGAGCUGCAAGGCAAGACUCGUGGAGCAUGUCCUAUUGCAACCAUUUGUAUUUUUGCUGUGGCUCCACAGGCAGCAAAGCUCAUGCAUUUAAUUAAAUCAAUUUGCCUUGGCCAUCAUGCAUGAUUUAAAUAUCAAUCUAAGGUGGGGCAGAAUGCUGCACACAAAGUUCCAUUUGUAUCAUGAUAACUCCAAACAUGAGCUCAUCAUGCAGCUACAGGACUGUACGAAGUGCAGCAAUUUUCUCGUUUCAGAUACUGUAAAUCCUCUGCACCACCUUUUUCUUAAAAAUAUACUUUUUAGCUGACAGCUUCAUUUGCAUCACUGUCCCUAGCUUGAAAGUUACUCUGUGAAGUAAACGUCACGUUCCACGCCGUGCAACAGAGUGAAUGAUAGAUCAUCUGCUGUACUGUAUAGCUCAGCCUGGUGUUAAACAGGCCUGGCCACAGUAUGAGUGUGUUGUAGAAAGUGGUCUUAAUCUCAGAUCCUAUGCAAAAGGUCAUGUUUUUUUGUUACCAUGCUGAAUUACCAGUUUGUCCCUGUCUGCCUCACUGGACCAAAAAAGAAGUGGUGGUCCUGUGCUUUCAGCGAAUGCUAUCAGGGGGAAGCAGGGAUCAGUAUGAGAGCCAUUCAUUUCCCAAACUGGACAGCUUUGAUGUCACAGUCUGUAUGAGAAGAUAUGUUUCAUUAGGAAAGUGCAAGAAAACAAAAACUCUUUUUCAGAAGAGAAACGUGGUCAGUGAUUCUGAAAAAUACACAGUUACACACACACACGCACACAAACAUGCCAUCUCCCUAAAGUGUAGCCUCUGUAUUUUAUAAUCUCCUGGAAUAGCAGUAGGUCUUUGGCCUCAGCACACACUGAAUUCACUGCCGUAGCCUACGUCGGCUUUGCUAACAGAUAUAUGUUUUAUUAUACUGGUUCACUGUAUCUGCAUACGUUCUCCUUGAAACUCACUUUGGAUGCAUUCUGAGAAGAACUCUCUUCUUUUUAAGUUUGCAAUUAAAACACACUACUGUUGACGAACUAAGAUUUCAUAAGUAAGACAGUUUUCAGGCUGAAACAGAUGAGCAGCUGCUGCAGUCCGACACCAUACUUUAAAGGUGUUGGCACAAAGUCUCUGUGGCCAACUUUAAUGUUUAAUAGAUCAAGGAGCAGAGGAGGCCAGUGAGAUGUGCAUGCCUCUAACAGGCUGAUUCAGAGGGGGGCUCACAAUGGACUGCACAAUGGCAAAGGCAGUGAGGCCAAAGCAAAGGUGAAUGGACAAAUUUAUUUGCUUUCUGAAACACUGGAUGAUAAAAGCAGAGGCUCACAUUGUAGCUUCUUAUUGCAAUAAAAUGGGCCAGUAGUCUAUCAGUUCUUUUCAGAACUGAUAGUAGCAAUGCUCUAUAGAUGGCAAUGUCAUUUUUUUUCAGUCCAUCUACCAGGCUGAAAUGGCUCAGUAACGAAUGAAUGGACAGCCAUUAAAUUUGGUACAUUCAUGUUCCCACAGGAUGAAUCCUAGUGGGUGAAAUGUCUCAACAGUUACUGGAUGGAUUUGUGUGAAAUUUGGUAGAGGCACCCAGCUGUAUUUUUCUUAUGAGGUUGUAGGCCUUCAUUUUUGUUUGCAUUUCAACAUUCUGUAGUUGUGUUAAAGAUGAAAACUUAUUUUUUUAAAGAAACUUUAAAUCUCUGGCUUAAAAUCUAAACUUGUACUGUGUGCAUCUUACUGCAGUGCACUGAGAUAGGAUGCCUGGUGACAGUCUUUUUGUAGAACCUAGUACCUUCUCAGGUGAUCUCCCCUAGCUUAACGCAUGCUCCUGAGGGACAGAUUGAGGUUGACCGCAUGUUCGAUAUCCUACAUUUUUUUUAAAAGCUAUUUUCAUUUGUCCUGAUGCAUGAAAUACAUGAAACUGCUUUCUUAUACUCCCAUUAAUAUUUAAACAUUAAAUAUAACAUGAAGUUUCCUUGCAAUAUUUCUACAAUGCACUUUUAAAAUCUGAAACCUUGACAAAAACGUAUAUAUUCAGAUUAUAUUCUUGCAUAGAACGAGUGAGUGUGCAAGGCUCGAGCAGAGAAAUGAGUGCAAGGCAGAACACACCUUAUCUUGUCCAAACAUACUUGAGCUCGGAUACUGGUACACUGCUACAAAUGACUUGUUAGGAUCGCUCUGGUAGGGAGGUGAGCGAGUACAAAAUGACGGACCCAGGUAACUGACUUCGGUGCAAGAAGUGCUCAA
Molecule: messenger RNA, 5721 nt
Organism: Monopterus albus (swamp eel)
Lineage: Eukaryota; Metazoa; Chordata; Actinopteri; Synbranchiformes; Synbranchidae
Gene: pex5la
Product: peroxisomal biogenesis factor 5-like a
Exons: 16
Coding region: 440-2392 (650 amino acids)
Biological process (GO): protein import into peroxisome matrix, docking
Cellular component (GO): cytosol; peroxisomal membrane
Molecular function (GO): protein binding
Source: RefSeq, a predicted model, not a curated record